UUCAGAUGAGCUCACUCAGCCGACGCGCACACCGUUGGAUUCUACCAAUCUGAGAAGGCGCAAGGACGGCGAGCAGCAGCCUGGUGGUCAGUGAUGAGUGGAUACUUUUGUGCAAAGGCUGCGGACUUUGUGCUGCACAAAGUAAGAGAAUAGAGAAAGGAUCGCCCCCGUGUUGGAGAGAUACAGUGGAUUUAAGCUUGUCUGGAUGGAUGUGAAUAUACUCUUGUAUCGCAGACUGGACUUCGGGCUGAGCGACUGAUGAGAAGAAGCCGACUUUAAACACUCUGCUGUUCAUUUUUGUUUAUUUUCUUCCCCCCUUGUUAUAAAAUGCCAGGAUUCGGUCCUUCAUAUUCUGUCCAGUUGAAGGCAGGGUGCUCAUUUGGAAGGGCGCCAGACCUCCAGCCUCUCAAAUCUGCAAGUUCAGUCCAAUAAAUUGUGACAUUGUCUGUCAGCCUUGGAAUAAGAAAUCGAUACUCAAGAAAAAGGGACGCGAUAUUCUUCCGGAAUUUUAACGAUCUAUUUCUACGCUAUCCUUAUAAAUAUGCGAUUGGGUUGGUGUGUUCCAGCUUCACGCUUUGUUUUUGCUAGAGCAGCGCUGAUAGUGACUGAUUAUUGCUGUUGAUUUUGUUCCAUGCAAGACCCGGGGUGGAAACAUGUCUGGCCACUUCUUUGAGAGGAUCACUGCUAUCAGAGAUGGCAUUUUGGUCCAGCACUUCGGUUUUCACCUCUAAAGUGCCCCGGAAAAUCUUAUUCAUGUUCACCCUCUCCCUCUCUGUCACCUACUUGUUCUAUAGCUUGAUGAGCUGCUACAACUCGCUGCAGUUCCCUCUGCAAGAGAACUACGCGUAUCAAGGGAGGCUGGUGACGGAGGAGACAACUUUUGUGACAUUGAGGGAGAAACUUUACUCCGCUUCCCAGGGCAUCACCGAAUUCACCGAGGCGGAGAGACCCACCGCGGUUUCCACCGUGAAGGAUCAUGCUGAGACCGAACAAAGGACAGUGGAGUGGAUUAGGACUCAGGCGUCUCCAACUAAAUCGGCGGCGGCGUAUCACACCAGCGCGCUGGAUAAAGAGCACCAGGAUUUCAGUACCACGGACAGCGAACUCAGGGUGAACUGCACCAUGGAUUACGGAGAGAAGAAACUUCCCCAAGCCAUCAUCAUCGGGGUGAAGAAAGGGGGGACCAGAGCCCUGCUCGAGGCUCUCAGGGUGCACCCGGACGUCAGAGCCGUUGGAAAUGAGCCACAUUUCUUUGACAGGAACUACGAGAAGGGGCUGGACUGGUACCGAGACCUGAUGCCUCAAACGCUGGAAGGGCAGAUCACCAUGGAGAAAACGCCCAGCUACUUUGUGACUAACCAUGCCCCGAAGCGCAUCCACUCCAUGGCACGGGACAUCAAGCUUAUUAUAGUGGUGCGUAAUCCUGUCACUAGAGCCAUUUCAGACUACACACAGACUUUAUCCAAGAAGCCCGAGAUCCCCACCUUUGAGGUUCUGGCUUUUAAGAACCGGACGCUGGGUCUUAUAGACGCCUCAUGGAGUGCGUUGCGUAUUGGAAUAUACGCGCUCCACUUGGAGAGCUGGAUGCAGUAUUUCCCUCUCUCCCAAAUGCACUUUGUCAGCGGCGAGAGGCUCAUUGUGGAUCCCGCGGGCGAGAUGGCCAAAGUGCAGGACUUCUUGGGGCUCAAACGGAUCGUCACAGACAAACACUUUUACUUCAAUAAAACGAAAGGAUUUCCGUGUCUGAAGAAGCCGGAGGACAGCAGCACUCCCAGAUGCCUCGGCAAGUCUAAAGGGAGAACUCACCCGAAAAUCGACCCAGACGUGAUUCGGAGGCUUCACAAGUUCUACAAACCCUUUAACAUGAUGUUCUACCAAAUGACCGGCCAGAACUUUGAAUGGGAGCUGGAGGAGGACAGUGAAUCUCGUAGCUCUCAGGACUAGCGGACUGCGGCAUUGGCACGGCGCAGCCACACCACCAGCCUUCUUCAAUAAAACUACUAUUGUCUCGCUUCGUCUUCAGAGAGAGUGCUCGAGCACGCCAAUCAAUCAUGGCCGUCUUUGCAGUGUCUGUAUCCAUUAGCAAGAGUUUACCGACAUGCUUUUUCUCUCCCUUCAAUACUAAUGUUGUUGAUGAUGGCAAAUCAUUAUUGUAAAUACUGAACAUAAAAUAUAUUUAUAUUUGUGAAAAGGAGAUGAUUUAUUCCUUUUGUUUUUAAAGCAUAGAGCUGAUAUAAAAAAUCAUGUUGACUAUGGCAAUGCAUGCGAUAAGUUAAGUGUCCUUACCUCAUGAGCCCUAAGGCUAAACUCUGUCUGUUUCUUAUCCCCUUACUUUCCUGCAGUUGCCCUCACGCCCACUCACCAGCGUUACAAAAGGAUACUCUGUUUCAAUGGCUAAGGCCAUAACUUGCUCUGUUUUAUGUCUUCUCACAUUGUCCUGCUGCUUUAGAAGAGAGAGAAAAGAGAAGAAAUGAUAGAAAUGGAGUACAAUAAUCCUUUGACAUGUGCUCAUCUUUUCAGUUGUCCGUAUUCUGAGUGGAGACAAUCCUGCUUUUGUCAGUCUAAGUUUACCAAAGUGUUAAUUUACUCAGUGUUCUGGUUGCUCUGCACAUAUUCAAUGAGAGAGCUGCUACCAUCAUUCAAUAAUUGGAUUGUUUCACUGCAUAGUUGAACAUUAGCAUACUGAUGGCCAUGCACUCCGACGUGGUGCAGUAUCGGUGAUUUUGGCAUAAUUUGACCAAUAAAUCCAUGUACUACAAAUGUCAAGGGUUGGCUGUGGAUCAAAGUAUUCUGCAUCUUGACAAAAACAAUUCUCCAGUCGCCAAAAACACACCCAAAAUAUCAAUCAGUACUCGGCUGUUUGCCUUGCGAGUCUCCUGUUGUCGCAGUAACACAUGUCAAAGGGGACUGAGCGGAAGUUUGUUAACAAACAUCUGCUGCGACGCGCUCUUCUGUCGUUAGAGAUUAAUGGCGUGUUAAAUAAACCGCUGCCGCUGGAACAAAGUCAAUGUCAGAGAAUUUGCUUGUCAAGGAAAGGCUACAUACAUGCCCAGGUAAAUUACCAAGCCAUUACUGUAUGUACUUAACUUGAAUGAGAUGAUGUGUGGCAGGGAAAUGUGCUGUCAUCAGAGGUUGACUUGUGAACAGCAGGACUAAUUGAGCAGAUGCUUGUGUCGAAAAUAACAGGGUUUUGCUGUGAAAUACUCUUUUACUCAUGCAAUGAAAUAACACUGACCCAUCAUAUUUCUUCAUUCUUUUUUUUAAAUUUGCAUAUCUUGCAGUGUGUCUGUCUGUUGUCUCUGGACUUUUCAUCAAUCGAGACAAUCAAUACAGCCAAUGAGUCAAUAAAUAUAGUCUGCUACACAUCACUGGUUGCUCCAGCUAUGAUGCAUUGCUCUGUUAAUCCUCCCUGUUCUCUGGCCAUGGAUGGCUGGAUUGGUUCACUCUCCGCAGACCUCUCUGUCACCCUGGGGAGGCCGGCACCAGUAGCUACUUACACAGAGCAAUUGAUUCAAUCAAAGUAAGCACUAUACUGCCCUUUGUAGCGCCAAGCUUGAACACUUACCUCAGACUCUCACUAUCCCAGAGUCACAACUUCCACUUUGAGGCUUUUCUUUUGCAGCCAUCCUUUGGUGUUUUCUGAAAAUCUCUGUCUUUCUGCACUUUUACCUCCUCUCUCUUUCUCGCUCCACACGAUCCAUCCUCUGAGCUGCUAUGGCAUGGCGGGAAGCCAUUUCCCCAAACAGUGCAGCAUUCUGACAUAAUCGGUACUGAAACAAGCUAAUCGUAUCAUUGAAAAACCCACUAUUUAAGUGCUUGUCCACAAAACACGUAUCUGGAGUGCCUACUAGGAACACUGCAAAAUAAGAACAACCAAUCAGUUUUUUGCAGGCUAGAUUAGAAAAUGUGAUUCAACCAUUGACAACUUAAAAUAUGGAUUUAAGCUCCGUGACAUCACCCAUAGCUUUCUGAAGAGCAUCUGUGAAGCUCAAAGUGGGUUGCCAUCUUGGCAGUGACGGCACAGUCCGACUACAUGCUAAUCCCAAAAUGGGCUUAGAGGCGUAUCAUUGUUGGAGCUGAGGCGGUCCAUGCUGACGUAACUGAUCGGAAUGCUAGUGGCCAUGCCCUCAAUUGUGCGUAGUUAAGGCUCCGACAAUAACUUAAACAUAUACAACAGUGGUAAUGAACUUUGGCUAUAGAGACCAAGUAUUUCAGACAGAAGGUGAAUACAGGUAUAUUCCCGCAGACAGUUUGAUAAGAAUGUUUUUUUAUUUAAAGCUGGUAAUGUCAUUAUAGAAACACAAAACACGGUUUCCCCGAGCUUUAGAAAAUGUUUAAUCCACCUUUCAAACAAGACAGUACCUCCCACUCAGUGUAGAGAUUCUCAAAGAAAUCCACAGAAGACACCCUACAGUCUUAACAGGACAGAUGAGGAAUCCAUUUUCCCUUCUAUGAAUGUGCCCUCCUGCUGUCAUUUGUAUUUCCAGGAUCACACGCAUGAGGGAAUUCCUCUCCGAAGUUAAAACUUGGAUCCAACCGCUCAUUAACAGACACUCUCUCACUCUCUCACACCUCUUUCUUGCUUUAGGUACAGGAGAAGAACUGCGAUACAUCCUACGAGAGUUGCGACGCAUGAAAGGAAUGUUAAGCUGUCCUUCAUGUGUUCCUCCCAGUGGGGGUCACGCUGCGCUAUUCGGUUCAAAAACAUCAAGUAAAGAAGACUAGUUGGGCGAGCAUCGCUUGCUCAUUAAGCCGUCUCUGCUCAAGUGCCAUCAUCUCAAAACAAAACUACAAAUUCAUAUUUGUCAGUCAUUACUGACAAUUUGGCAAAGAGCUGCGGCAGUAAUUCAUGGCUUAAAAAGACAACCUCUAUGCACCUUUAAAAUGAUUUGCAGUUGCAGCGUGUGUGUUUAUUUUGGGAUGAAAGGCUGUAAUCUGUGUCUGAGAGAUGCUUUAAAGUGUUCACUUUCCUGUUUUAUGAUCUAUAAUUAUAUAGCACUGGAGGGAAUAAAGAGAGUACAAACAUAAGCUCAGUUUGAACCAACCCAGUGUGAAUAGUUUGGCUGUUAAACAUGAAUAUUUGCAGAAGCAGUUGCAACAGACUAGAAACUGCUGGUGCGCUUGGCAGGAACACAUAAGACUGGCAGGGACCAAGUGAAAGUGGACCGGUAUAGAUACUGAGCGUCUAAUGAGAGAAUGAGCUGCAGGUGAGGAGAUGGGCGGACCAGGUGAGGAGAGUGAGUGGAAUGCAUGGCCUGAGAAAGUGACAGGACCUGAAACACCAGCAGAGUUAGUGAAGAAGCUGAACGAGAUCGGAACGAACUUAGAGUCCCAAUGAAGUAAAAAUAAUUAAGUGUUAAGGUAACUGAUUUGGCAAAUAUAUGGUUAAAAACUUUCCGCUCUGAAUUAGCCUCUAAUAUCCCUCAUUUAAUACCCACCGUCAUCCAAAAUCCUAAAAGACAGUAGCAUGUUGUGCUGUAUAAGCAAAGGUUUGAAAUUCAGUUACAUCAACAACAAAAAAAGCCAAACAAUGCGACGUGUUUCUGUUCUUCAUUUACAUAUAGUCAAGGUUUUCCCACAGCUGUGAAUCAUUCCAAAACAAAUAACCACAAAAUGAAAUAAGCCGAAAACGAGGUGCAACUGUACACUCUCCCACCUCGCUCGUCUUUCUCCUCCGUAAUGAAGUCAUUCAUUUAUCCAUACCGCAAUUGUAUCUGCAUGGAAAUGUUCCCAAGGUGGCUCGCUCAUUUCAUUUAGCUGCUACCCAAGCACCAGCAUCUUAUUGAUCACCAAAUGAAAGAUUAAGCACAAUCCCUGCCUUGCUCUCUGCAGCCAUAUUUUUCUCUAUUUUUCACCAGAUUUGUGUCUCCAGGUGUAUGGAGGGGUGAAGGGUGGACAGAGAAUGAGGACAAUGCAUCCACUGGUUGCCAAGGACAAGCCUGUACAUUGGUGACUGAACAUAUUGAGAUUCACACCCCAAACAUCAUCAUCUAUCUCCUCUGUAUCUUCUGCAAGAUUCCUCAUUUCCCUACUGCUACAUAUCUAUUUCAGUGUUGCCCUGCUUUGCGGAGUAUACAUUAUACUACACCCAAUUUUGGAGCUGAAACUGGGAGUGAAGUUGCUGCAAUAACCGUUAUAAAGUCCAUAACAACAGGACUGAAAUUGUCUUCAAUCACACUCGGUUCCUUUAUCUGCAAAUCAACAGUUCCUGCCAUUUCAACGGACCAGAGUCGGAACCAGAAGUCAUUAUUUCAUCUGCUGCUGCUUCCUGAAUCAGGAACGUCAAAUCUGGAAUCAAAAGCUAUUCUCUCCUCAGUGCUGUUGGUGUUAUUCUCCAUCCCCACUGCCACGCCAUACACUCUUAUUACUACCUCGUCUCCACUACGACCUGCAUGAGGUCUGUUCAGCGGGGGACUGCCUACUGGUUGGAGUCCAGUGACCUCCCAGACUCUGUUAACAAAUUAGCAGAUCUGGGUUCCCCCUUAUACCGAUGAUACUCCCGACGUGACCUCAGAGAAAUACAGAAAUUACAUGUGUGUUCAAUUGCUUGCCGCCACUACUGAAACAAUAUAACGUUCUUCUUCUGUAGUUUCCACGGACCGCUCAGACACUGUAUGGUGACUGAUCGUUGCAACUGUUAAAAAUGAAGAGAAAGUGUUCAAAAUGACUAACGUUGAUUGUCUCGCUGAACCGACGUUGUCGGUGUUCGGGCCCUAAAUACCACGCACCUAAUCACCAAUUAAACACUAAUCACUGAAAGAUAAACCUGUUGAUAAUGUAGACCAAUAAAUGAGCCGUACAUAAUUAACGUAUGUUCAAUGAAAUCUGCAGAAAAUCGCAUUGACUCCUCGAAGUGUGCUAUGAUAAUGUGCAGUAAUCCAGUUGCAACUGAAUAUUAUUAACCCAGUAGAACCCACCAAUCCUCCUUGAUUAAUACUCAUAACAACAAGAACAACAACAUCUCUCUCUCUCUCUCACGCACAGAAAGAGAGAGAGAGAGAAGCUGAUUAUACUGCGUUGAGUUCACUUUAAGAACAUUCUCAUGCAUGGCAUGAUUCUCAGCACCAUGCGUCAAAUAGUACAGCUUGGUCAACGUUCCUAAGCUUCAAACUGUGUCGCUCUACCUGCACCUCUAGCAUCAGUUUUGCACGUAUCAGGGACGGCGGGUCAAAAUGCUGUUUGUUUCCCGCAUAGUGUCUUUUUGAAUUAAACUUCCGUCCUCACAGGAAGUUCGGUGUAGGCCACUUAGUCAGCUUUAGGAA
Messenger RNA from Anarrhichthys ocellatus (wolf-eel), 7262 nucleotides. It is a transcript of the gene hs3st4, whose product is annotated as heparan sulfate (glucosamine) 3-O-sulfotransferase 4. The record is from RefSeq and is a predicted model, not a curated record. The coding region runs from base 694 to 1944 and encodes 416 amino acids. Gene Ontology annotation, molecular function: [heparan sulfate]-glucosamine 3-sulfotransferase activity. Lineage: Eukaryota; Metazoa; Chordata; Actinopteri; Perciformes; Anarhichadidae. The transcript is spliced from 2 exons.